This is a messenger RNA of Caenorhabditis auriculariae, 1389 nucleotides long. The record is from the annotation of a GenBank genome assembly. NCBI's taxonomy places the organism in Eukaryota, Metazoa, Nematoda, Chromadorea, Rhabditida, Rhabditidae.
AUGUUGAAAUCGGAACCGGGGUCGAGGAACUUCGCUCUCCGGGAUUGCGCCGUCGCUCGCCGCUCAAUCCGACUUUUUGGUGAGUUUUUUUCAUUAUUCUGCUUUUGUAUUCCUAGCCGAAACCAUUUGAAAAAAAAGUGGUUAUUAAAAAAAGUCAUAGAAUAUUUUUCUUCAUCAAUAUUCCCCCUCUAGUUCGAGCUGCUUUGAAAAUUAUCCAAACAAGAGAAAAACAUAAAGACUUUCAAAAAGCGGUCAAAAAAUUAUACAAAAAGCUUCUUCUGUAAAAGCUAACUUCAUCGAGUCUUCAAACCGGCUUUAUUUUUAUCCCCAAGUUUUUUUCAAAAUCUCUGAGCUGUAAAAAGUUUUGACUUAAAAAUAAGAAGCCUUGAUUCAAUCUUGAAAAUUUCCUGCAGGUAUGAGCCCCACGGCUUCCGAACUUCUCCACACCGUGAGAAUUCCCUUGACGUCGCCGACCGGACAUCUCGACGAGUCUGCGAACGUCGAGGUAUUCCUUGAAAAUUGGUUUCGAAAUCUAAAAAAUUUUGAGAUCCAAACUCGACAAGAGUUUUUUUUUAAAUCAAAACUGAUCGAUGAACAAAUAUUCUUGAAUAAUUUGAUUAUUCUGAAUAUCAUCUUUCAUUUUCAAUCUUUUUCAGACCAGUGACGGAGAUACCAGUGCUCGGGAUGAUUCUCUGGUCAACAUCAACAGCGCUGACGGUUCGGCUUCUCCACCUGCCGUCGUCGGCCACGGCGUCGGCCGGCUCAGUUCGAGCGUUGUUUCCAAUGCUACUCGUAAGUUCCUUGAUAAUUUCAGCGAAACUUUUUUCGAAAAAAGAUAUGGAUCACGUUUCAAUACUCAGAGCUCCUGUUGUUUUUCUGUGAUUUUGGAAUGAGAAGUUCAUUAUUUUGUAAACCGAAAACUACAAAAAAUGAAAAGAUAGAUUAUCACUUACUGUUCUUCUGACAUUCACAAAUUUUCAAAGGUUUCCCAAAGGUCGAAAUUCCAGAUCUCGACCCCUCGGCGACUGCUCCGACUUCGCCUGUCCGCAUGAGCGCUUCUCCUUCGGCUGAGGACUCCAACGACGUCAAGGUAAUACAUUUUACGCUAAAAAAAUUUGAAUUUCAUAUCUAACAAGAAUUUUUUUCUUUUGAACUUUAAAAAAACCUUUCUCCAAAAAUUUAAAAGAAAAAAACCAACGGCUUUUUCUUCUCAGAAACCUUUCUACUAUAAUUUAUUUCAACCAUAAAAAAGUUCUCGAUCUUCAAAGUUUCCCAUUAAGUCAUUGAUGUUUUUCAGACUGGUGCUCAUACUGACGAUUCGACCGGCCAGGACAAGGUAAAAUAUCUCGAUUUUUGUCAUUUCUAAUUUGAAUUUUUCAGACCGACUAA